AUGCCUCAACAAGAAUAUACAUCGACUCACCCGCACCUCAACGCAGACAGCCCAUCGCAAGCCCGCCGGAAAGAGAUGGACCAGCCCUCGUCGCCGAGACACAUGAUCCCCGACACUCUGCCUCGUGAAGACAGUGCCAUCCUGAGCAGGCUGGUAAUCGACGAUCCGCAAGCCGACGCUGCCCGCGAGAGAGCCCGCGUCGCCGAAGCACAGCCCAUCUCCGCCAACCACCAUGACCCCUCUACGUCAGCUAUGGAGGCCCCCGAAGAUGCUGCUGCACCCCGCCGUCGCCAGGAACACCUCAAGUCAAGUCACCCUAGAAAGGAGACCAAGUUCGGAGAGUACAUCCUGGGACAGACACUGGGCGAGGGAGAGUUCGGAAAGACCCUGGGCAACAACCCCAACCGCCUACCCAAGAUCUACCGCGAGAUUUCAAUCCUGCGCGGACUGCAGCAUCCCAACAUUGUGCGGCUGCACGAGAUGGUUGAGACUGAAAGACACAUUGGUAUCAUCCUCGAGUACGCAUCGGGCGGAGAACUGUUCGACUACAUCCUCAACCACCGCUAUCUUAAGGACAAUGCGGCUCGUCGGUUGUUUGCACAGCUCGUGUCUGGUGUUGGCUACUUGCACAAGAAGGGUAUUGUCCAUCGUGACUUGAAGCUUGAGAACCUGCUGCUGGACCGCAACCGCAACAUCAUCAUCACCGAUUUUGGAUUCGCCAACACGUUCAGUCCGGACGACGAACUCGGCGAGGAGGUUGAAAAUCACCUGAACAACAAGGAUUUUGUCUCCAAGAUGGGUUUGGAACACGUGCAAUCGACCGGUCACCGUCGUGGUGAUCUUAUGCAAACGAGCUGUGGUAGCCCGUGCUAUGCUGCGCCAGAACUGGUUGUUAGUGACUCACUCUACACUGGCCGCAAGGUCGACGUGUGGAGUUGUGGUGUCAUCUUAUAUGCCAUGCUUGCAGGAUACCUGCCAUUCGACGAUGACCCGGCCAACCCCGAAGGUGAUAACAUUAACCUGUUGUACAAGUACAUUGUGUCGACGCCCUUGACAUUCCCCGAGUAUGUCACGCCUCACGCCCGGGAUCUCCUGCGUCGUAUUCUGGUUCCCGACCCGAGGAAGCGUGCCGAUCUGUUCGAGGUUGCUCGUCACAGCUGGCUGAGCGAGUAUGCUCAUGUUGUCGGUUUCAUAACGAGCACCACGACCACUUCUGCUGACAUUGUUGAUUCUGCCAUUCCCAUCGAAGAUCAAUAUGAUGUUCCACAACUGGCCCGCAGUGCAUCAGUCAGAGAGCCAUCCAAACCCAGUCAGAUUCCUGUUGUCGGUGGUCUUAGCAACAAGAACGCUCCUAUCACCGAGACCGAGUCUAAGACACCUCGCGAUGCUAAGCGUAGAACCGUUCAGGUCGAAUACGUUGCUCCGCAGUCUCAGACUGCCAGACAGCCACCCAUCUCGACCUCGCUGCCCACCAGUGCUGUCCUGGCCCAGCCUUCUCCAUCUUCCCAAGGCAGAUCGCGCGCAAGAGGAGACAGCGCCUCUGGUCCUGUGGCCACUAACCCUGCAUCUUACGACCCCUCGCCUAGCUCUCAACGCUCUCAGCAACGCCCAGCCACUCAAUCUGCCAUGUCGCCUCCUGUCCGUCCCAACCGCGAGCCUCCACGAGCAGUCACUGACUCGACCCCUUUCAAUGUCGGAUCUCCUACUUCGAGCGCUCGUCCCACCACCAGCGGCUCAAGAUUGCCAUCUCGUGGCAACUCGUAUGGCCAACCGGCUCUGGCUACUGUUGCUGCCACCAACGCCGAGGGUCGCUUCUCGCAACCCAAGCCGUCUGGAUCUGGCUACAUCAUGUCCGGUUCCAACUCACAAGAUGGUUCGAAGAGAAAUUCGUACACUGGGAGACCAAUUGUACCUCAGCAGCCCGCAGAAAGACCUGUUCGUGGACACAAACGUUCUAACACAAUGGAAAGUUUUACUACAAAGUUGUUUGGUCGCACAAACUCUCGUCGCCAGUCAGCAACUGCACAAGAGAUUGCCAAUGCUCGCCAAGAAAGGGAGAAGUCUUCGCGCAUGUAUCCUCCUGUCAGCAUGAAGAACGCAAUGCCUCAUUCUGGCGAGGAUCUUGCUCGUCCUUCUACCGAGUCAUCCCGUCGCUCCUUCGGCUAUAAUCGUAAGAACAGCGAGACUGCUGGACCUCGAUCAUCAAGAAGAUUCUCCUUCUUGCCCAUGUCCUUCUCGAGAAUGAGCUUCUCCGGUGCAUCCGGCCCUGAAGCUGCCGAAGGUGGUAGACGUGCUUCCAUCCAAGCCAAUGCUGCUCGCAGUCGUCCUGCAUCUAAGCAAUCGCCUGUCAUGGCAUUCGGUCAAGGCAGAAGUCGCUCUCCUAGUCAAAGUACAACUGGCAGCAGCAUACCUGUUGUUCCAGACAACAACGUUGAUGGCCGCCGUAAAAUGCCUCAUCAGCCUGUACGCGGCGCAACUGCUCCCGAUCUUACUAAGAUGCAAGAUUCUGGCUUCUCUCAGCAGCAGCAAUUCUCUAGACAACAACAACAACAGGAGCAGCAGUACGACAACUACACCCCUCCUCAAAGCAGCGCUGGCCGACCGAGACAUGAGAACUUUUAUACACCAUCGCAAUCUGCAGAGUCGCAGGCAACCGAUUCGAUUGCCCAAACACCACGACAGAAAUAUCCCGCUGGGUUCAAUGAGACUGAGCCUGUUGUGGCUAAACCCCAACAUCGCCAACAAGCAGUCUUGCAGAAGAACCGCAAGUUUGGCGACGCGUACGAAGGUCAUGGAAAUGCUGGCAGCAGUGGUGGUGCCCGACGAGUGAUGGACUGGUUCCGCAAGCGAGGCAAGGACAGAAGCAACUAG
This is a messenger RNA of Aureobasidium uvarum, 2871 nucleotides long. The record is from the annotation of a GenBank genome assembly. Lineage: Eukaryota; Fungi; Ascomycota; Dothideomycetes; Dothideales; Saccotheciaceae.